This is a messenger RNA of Talaromyces rugulosus, 1560 nucleotides long. RefSeq lists its product as uncharacterized. Gene Ontology annotation, biological process: proton motive force-driven mitochondrial ATP synthesis; proton transmembrane transport. The transcript has 7 exons. The coding region runs from base 1 to 1560 and encodes 519 amino acids. The record is from RefSeq and is a predicted model, not a curated record. Lineage: Eukaryota; Fungi; Ascomycota; Eurotiomycetes; Eurotiales; Trichocomaceae. Gene Ontology annotation, molecular function: ATP hydrolysis activity; ATP binding; proton-transporting ATP synthase activity, rotational mechanism.
AUGUUCAAGAGCGGCCUCGCCCGGACCUUCGGGAGGGCUGCCUUUGCCCGACCGACCCCUGUGGCCCGUCGCGCUUUCGAGCCUCUCCGAUCCAAUGCUCUCCCUGCCCUGACUGCCAGGUACGCCAGCACCGAUGCUGGCCUCGUUGGAAAGAUUCACCAGGUUAUCGGUGCCGUUGUCGACGUCAAGUUCGACUCCGAGUCUCUUCCCCCCAUUCUCAACGCUCUUGAGACCCAAAACAACGGCCAGAAGCUUGUGCUCGAGGUUGCUCAACACUUGGGAGAGAAUGUUGUCCGCACAAUUGCUAUGGACGGUACCGAGGGUCUUACCCGUGGUGCUUCUGCCCACGACACUGGUUCCCCCAUCACGAUCCCCGUCGGUCCCGAGACCCUCGGUCGUAUCAUGAACGUCACCGGUGACCCCAUCGACGAGCGUGGUCCCAUCAAGACCUCCAAGCGCGCUGCUAUCCACACCGAGCCCCCUUCGUUUGCUGAGCAAUCCACCUCUGCCGAAGUCCUCGUUACUGGUAUCAAGGUCGUCGACUUGCUUGCCCCCUACGCCCGUGGUGGUAAGAUUGGUCUCUUCGGUGGUGCCGGUGUCGGAAAGACCGUGUUCAUCCAGGAGUUGAUUAACAACAUUGCCAAGGCCCACGGUGGUUACUCUGUGUUCACUGGUGUCGGAGAGCGUACUCGUGAGGGUAACGAUCUGUACCACGAAAUGCAGGAGACUGGUGUCAUCCAACUGGAUGGCGAGUCCAAGGUCGCUCUGGUCUUCGGUCAGAUGAACGAGCCCCCGGGUGCCCGUGCCCGUGUCGCCCUGACUGGUCUUACCAUCGCCGAGUACUUCCGUGACGAGGAGGGACAGGAUGUGCUGCUCUUCAUUGACAACAUUUUCCGUUUCACCCAGGCCGGUUCUGAGGUGUCUGCCCUUUUGGGUCGUAUUCCUUCUGCCGUCGGUUACCAACCUACUCUUGCCGUCGAUAUGGGUAUCAUGCAGGAACGUAUUACCACCACCCAGAAGGGUUCCAUCACCUCCGUCCAGGCCGUCUACGUGCCCGCUGACGAUUUGACUGAUCCUGCCCCUGCCACCACCUUUGCUCACUUGGACGCCACCACUGUGUUGUCUCGUGGUAUCUCUGAGUUGGGUAUCUACCCUGCCGUCGAUCCUCUCGACUCCAAGUCGCGUAUGCUGGACCCCCGUGUUGUCGGUGAGGACCACUACAACACCGCCUCGCGUGUGCAACAGAUGCUCCAGGAGUACAAGUCUCUCCAGGAUAUCAUUGCCAUUCUUGGUAUGGACGAGUUGUCCGAGGCCGACAAGCUUACUGUCGAGCGUGCCCGUAAGCUGCAGCGUUUCCUCAGCCAGCCUUUCACCGUCGCCCAGGUCUUCACUGGUAUCGAGGGUAGGCUGGUCGACCUGAAGGACACCAUCCGCAGCUUCAAGGCUAUUAUCGCUGGUGAGGGUGACGACCUUCCCGAGAACGCUUUCUACAUGGUUGGUGACUUUGAGUCUGCCCGUGCCAAGGGUGAGAAGAUCUUGGCUGAGCUCGAGAGCUCAUAG